UGCAUAAAGGAAUGACAGGCAUUCUUGAGCUGAAUCAGUGGUUUUGAGACCCAGCGGUUUUUUCAAGAGUUUUAUCCCAACAAUUGUCCACUGCCUGAAGUAGGUGAAAUGAACUUUAGGAUUAGGCGAUGGCUACGAUUUUGUGGUGAAAAAAAAAGUUCCUCGGGGAGCGCGUGAUUGUUGCUUUUUCGGUCAAUUGAAGACAGAAUGGGCCAGACGUCUGUCUCUACCUUGUCUCAAAAUGCGAGCGGUGUUGACGGACUGGAAAAAUGUUCUCUGGCCAGCUGUGAUGUUGUGGUGGGCAGCACCCAGAAUCCUCCACUGAAGCAGAAGGGGAAGCUCUCCACUAUAGGGAGGAUCUUCAAACCCUGGAAGUGGCGCAAGAAGAAAACCAGCGACAAGUUUCAGGACCUAUCCAUAUUUCUGGAGAGGAAAAUCUCCACGAGGCAAAGUCGAGAGGAGCUGAUAAGACGAGGAGUCCUCAUUCCUGAUCAAGGACCAGAGGACCCAGUGAACCCUGCAACUCUAAAUGGCCACGCCACGCUUAGUCUGGGGUCAGAGGAGGUCAAAGUUGACAUAGAGUCUCCUGAAAUGCCUUCAGAGGAGAAGACCGAAGAGUUAGAGAAUUCUGAAGACAAAGCAGCCAAAUCCUCUCAUCCUAAGAAAACUGGAGGCACAUCCAAGACCACGGCCCAGUCCUCAUCCUCCUCAUCGUCCACACAGUGUACCACAAAGAUCUCGAAGGACAGGCCUGCCAAUCCAACCGGGACAGAGAAGACCAACAAGCGCGAGCUCCAACUAGAAACUGACCCUUCCCGCUUCUCUGGAGCUCCCAAGGCCUCCCCAGACACAGACAGCCUCUCAGGUGAAAGAUGGCUCACGGGUCCUGGGGAUGGGAACCAGGGGGUUAAGGAGGAUCCCUCUUCUGGCCCAGAGGGCAGGCCUGUUGCUCAGGAUAACUCCUCUCUGCCUGGGGUGGAUAAAGACAAUGCCUCAGGUGCUGGCCCUCAGGACCCUGGAGAGAAAGCACCACUUGUCAACAGCACCACUGAGGACACUUCCUUCACUGAGUCUCAAAGUGAGAGCUCCACGGAGGAAGCCCUGAGGACUGGGAAAGAUGGAGGAGGUGACCAUGAGCAACAGUCGGGGGACGAAGACCAUGACUUAGAGAAAAAUCGGAGGCCUACCAAUGGGAUUGGUGAGAAGCUCCACAGUGUUAACCUGGAGAGCCCAGAGGUUACAGUCAUCCCAGACAGUACUACGGAGUCUGACUACCACUCCAUAGUCAGCGACUCCGACUCAGAUGGGCCCAUCCUCUACCGAGACGAAGAAGAGGACGAGGAUGAGGAGGACGAGUAUACCACAAGCUCUCUAGCCAGUAAGAUCCGCCGCAGGGACACCCUGGCCAUCAGACUUGGCAACCGGCCCAGCAAGAGAGAGCUAGAGGAGAAGAACAUCCUGCCUCGUACCUCUGAGACCGAGAGGCAGGAACUCCGCCAGCAGAUUCACUCCAAGCUAGUGAGACGACUUAGUCAGAGGCCCAGUACUGAGGAACUGGAGCAGAGGAACAUUCUGAAACAGACAAAUGAAGCUGAUCAACAUGAAGCCAUACAAGAGAUUAAAAGGAGACUCUCCCGAAAGCUGAGUGUGAGGCCGACAGUAGCAGAGCUGGUGGCUCGGCGGAUUCUGCGCUUCAAUGAGUACGUGGAGUGCACAGAUGCUAAGGACUAUGACCGUCGCGCAGACAAACCCUGGACCAGGCUCACUCCAGCUGACAAAGCUGCUAUCCGUAAAGAACUGAAUGAGUUCAAAAGCAAAGAGAUGGAAGUUCAUGAAGAGAGCAAACAAUUUACCAGAUUCCAUCGGCCCUGAGGCAUUUCUCUCUCCAGUGGGGGUGCUGGUCGGCUGCCGGCAUUGCCUAAAGGCUCUCUCUCCCCGCUGCGUGUUUCACCAUCGGGCUUUUCCCCGGAGCCUGGGGCCUGGAUGCCCCUCGGCACGGACAUAUGGACACCGUCUCCCAGGGCCAACCUGGCUCCAACUCUACAGAUCAAUAGAGGUUGAUAACAUUGGGCCACACCUGCUUACACAGACCAGACCAGACUGAGCUUUAGUGCUGUGUGAAAAGAGACAGACCGAGAGAGAGAGAGGCCAUUAUCCAUGAAGGACAAAACAGUUUCACUUUGUAACACAGCACUGAUUUAAUUAACCACAUACUUUUUGGCUUCCUGAAGCACCUUAACAGGCCUUGACCAAGUCCCCAUGGACUGGAAGGGAAAUGGUUUUGCAACUAUGACAAUGUUGUAGGUUAGGCAAGUCCAGCCAAAGGUAACAGUAAUCAAAUCAAUGUUUAUUUGUGAUAUGCACAGGAUACAAUGUAAACCAUGCAAUGCAAUGCUUACUUGCAAGCUUCCCCAACAGUGCAAUGACAAAUAUAACCAAAUCAGACACAUAGUCCUUAACUUCACGUAAUCAUGGAAGUGCAUGGCAAGGUGUUAAGAAUAAAUGGUUAGUUUUACUGCCAUGUGGUCCUGAUGGUGGAAAUGAAGGUGUUUGGGUCUUGUUUUAAGGGGUAAUUGUUGAUGCUGAUCUCAAAGUGGCUGGGAGUACAUGAAUUUUGCCUAGAUAAUAAGGAAUAUGUAUCAUUACUGUGUGCACCAAUCAAUUUACAUUCAUUUCAGACUGCUAAGGGCAGUUGUAGAAUAUAGGAAGAGAACCAUAGUAUGCAUACUAAUGUUUUUCUCAUUCUAUGGAUUUUUUUUGUACAUAAUGUAUAUCGGUUGCAUGAUCACAAGUUUACUGCCAAUUACCCUAUAGAUUUUUACAUUGAUGUGAUGUACAGGAUGAGUUUCGUAUUGAUGGCGCUAUGUGCUGUUCAUAUGUGAGUACUGUAUCUUUGAAUUAUGUCAGUACAUAAUAUUCAUGUAUGUACAGUACCAGUCAAAAGAUUGGAUAAACCUGCUCAUUAAAAGGUGUUUCUUUAUUUGGACUAUUUUCUACAUAGUAGAAUAAUAGUGAAGACAUCAAAACUAUGAAAUAACACAUAUGGAAUCAUGGAGUAACCAGAAAAGUGUUAAACAAAUCUAAAUAUAUUGGAUAUUAUAUUCUUCAAAGUAGCCACCCUUUGCCUUGAUGACAGCUUUGCACAUUCUUGGCAUUCUCUCAACCAGCUUCACAAGGAAUGAUUUUCCAACAGUCUUAAAGGAACCAAAAAUCUCAAAUUUAGAACAAAGGACAGAUUUCCAUCGGUCUAAUGUCCAUUGCUCAUGUUUCUUGGCCCACACAAGUCUCUUCAUCUUAUUGGUGUCCUUUAGUACUGGUUUCUAUGCAGUAAUUCAACAAUGAAGGCCUGAUUCACGCAGUCUCCUCUGAACAGUUGAUGUUGAGAUGUCUGUUACUUGAACUCUGAAGCAUUUAUUUGGGCUGCAAUUUCUGAGGCUGGUAACUCUAAUGAACUUAUCCUCUGCAGCAGAGGUAACUCUGCGUCUUCAUUUCCUGUGGCAGUCCUCAUGAGAGCCAGUUUCAUCAUAGCGCUUGAUGGUUUUUGCGACUGCACUUUAAGAAACUUUCAAAGUUAUUGAAAUUUUCCGUAUUGACUGACCUUCAUGUCUUAAAGUAAUGAUGGACUGUCGUUUCUCCUUGCUUAUUUGAGCUGUUCUUGACAUAAUAUGGACUUGGUCUUUUACCAAAUAGCCCUAUCUUCUGUGUACCACCCCUACCUUGUCACAACACAACUGAUUGGCUAAAAUGCAUUAAGAAGGAAAGAAAUUCCACAAAUUAACUUUUAACAAGACAGACCUGUUAAUUGAAAUGCAUUCCAGGUGACUACCGCAUGAAGCUGGUUGAGAGAAUGCCAAGAGUGCAAAGCUGUCAUCAAGGCAAAGGGUAGCUACUUUGAAGAAUCUAAAAUAGAACAAAUAUUUAGAUUUGUUUAACACUUUUUUUGGUUACUACAUGAUUCCAUAUGUGUUAUUUCAUAGUUUUGAUGUCUUCAUUAUUAUUCUGCAAUGUGGAAAAUAGUAGGUGUGUCCAAACUUUUGACUGGUACUGUACAUGUAUUGCCACUCCCAUAUCCAUCAUGCAUAUACGAGGUCUAUAUAUUCCUCUAAAUUGCUUUAUUGUUCCGUUGUUGAUCACAUACAUAGAUACGAACCAUCAACGGUGUAUGCUCAGGAAGAAGAUGCCAUAACCCUUCAGUAUUAGCUACAUAGACUAAAAGUGACCCCAUGGCCACUUAAAUGGAGUAAUAUGUUGACUUAGGGCUCUAUUCAAUCAGAUCCGCUUAAAAAUGAAAAGAUUCACUCACUGAAUAGAUGCAGUGAAAUGUGUUGUUUUACAGGGUCAGUCAUAGUAGUACAGUGCCCAUGGAGCAAAUUAGGGUUAAGUGCCUUGCUCAAGGGCAUAUCGAUUGACCUUGUUGACUCGGGUAUUUGAACCAGUGACCUUUUGGUUAUUGGCCCUGCGCUCUAACUACUAGGCUACCUGCGAAAGCUUCUAAUAACCUGUUUUUGCUUUGUCAUUCUGGGGUAAUGUGUGUAGAUUGAUGAGGGGAAAAAGUAAUUUAAUCCAUUUUAGAAUAAGGCUGUAACGUAACAAAUGUUGAAAAAGUCAAGGUGUUUGAAUACUUUCGGAAUGCACUGUAUAUAUUUAUAUAUAAAAAUAUGUAUGUACAUAUAUAUGUGUGUAUAUAUAUAUGUGUGUGUGUGUGUGUGUGUGUGUGUGUGUGUGUGUGUGUGUGUGUGUGUGUGUGUGUGUGUGUGUGUGUGUGUGUGUAUACACUGCUCAAAAAAUAAAGGGAACACUUAAACAACACAAUGUAACUCCAAGUCAAUCACACUUCUGUGAAGUCAAACUGUCCACUCAGGAAGCAACACAGA
Oncorhynchus keta (chum salmon) is the source of this 4874-nucleotide messenger RNA. Its product is annotated as phosphatase and actin regulator 2-like. The transcript is spliced from 12 exons. Gene Ontology annotation, biological process: actin cytoskeleton organization. NCBI's taxonomy places the organism in Eukaryota, Metazoa, Chordata, Actinopteri, Salmoniformes, Salmonidae. Bases 208 to 1872 code for a protein of 554 amino acids. Gene Ontology annotation, molecular function: actin binding. The record is from RefSeq and is a predicted model, not a curated record.